Paramuricea clavata is the source of this 1989-nucleotide messenger RNA. The record is from the annotation of a GenBank genome assembly. Lineage: Eukaryota; Metazoa; Cnidaria; Anthozoa; Malacalcyonacea; Plexauridae.
AUGGCUAAGGUCCUUGAUUUACCGGCUAUUCCACCCUUUUCUGUUUCUGAAACGAGUUCGUCGGCACAACGUUGGGACAAAUGGACGAACUCGCUCGAUUACUACAUUCGUGCUUCGGGCAUCUCCGAUCAAAAGCAAAAGCGGGCCAUUCUACUUCAUUUAGCGGGUGCAGAAGUACAAGAAAUCUUCGAGACGUUGCCUGAUACUGGCGAGGAUUACAAAACAGCGCUCGAGAAAUUGAAUGCACAUUUCAACUCGUGUAAAAACAUAGCUUUCGAACGUCAUGUUUUCAGACAAGCAACCCAACGUGCCGGCGAGUCCAUGGAUGCUUUUGUAACUCGCUUGAGAACUCUUGCAAAAACGUGCCAGUUCGAUACAAGUUUAGAUGAAAUGAUCCGUGACCAAGUCAUUGAAAAGUGUGCUUCGAACGAUUUAUUAUCGAUUGCUCGUUCAUUCGAACUGGCCGAUCGCCAGGCCUUAGAAAUCGAACAAAAGUUUGAAUCAUCCACUCACCUCAAUUCCAUCGAACGAAAUAGAGAUUUUCAACAACCACGGCGUAAUUCUGCGAAGCGUGAAGACAAUAAUAGGCAAAAAUGUGUUUGUUAUUGUUGUGGAAACGAAGGGCACCGUGCGAAGGAUGUCCAAUGUCCUGCCCUUGACAAAACCUGCCGACGUUGUGGCAAGUCCGGUCAUUUUGCUAGGGUCUGUCGCCAAAAGACCAACAAACCGAAGCAAUACAGGGAGAAUGCUCGACAGCUUGAACAGUCUGACGAUGACUCUUCUGAGAACGAAUGUUUAUUUACUCUCACGGCUCAUAAUGUGCAUCAUCGCUCGGACAGCCUUCAUAUGUUGGAAAUUGAACACAUUCCAGUGCAAAUGCUUAUUGACUCGGGGGCUAGUGUUAACGUCCUUGAUCUCGAGACAUAUCAUCGUCUAAAAGCGCGAAAAGGAGUCCAGUUAAUGCCUUCUACCCUUCCUGUUUACGCAUACAGUUCUACGACCCGACUUAAUAUCCUGGGAACAGUCUCCGGUCGGGUAAAAUGCAAUUCUGCAGAAAUCGUGGCCAAGUUCGUAGUAGUACACGACCAACACGCUGGUUGUCUUCUCGGGCGACAAACUGCCACUCAACUGGGACUUUUGCGGGUUGGACCUCAAGUUUCGUCCAUCAAUUGUGCAGUAUCUCCCCAUUCCCUUCGCCAACGGUAUCCCAGUGUCUUUGACGGAGUAGGAAAACUCACCAAUUACCAGCAGAAAAUUUCCAUCAACACCAACAUCAAACCUGUUGCUCAGCCCCCACGUCGAAUUCCCUUCCACGUUCGCAAGCAAGUUUCCGCCAAACUUGAAGAACUCGAAAGGCUGGAUAUAAUCGAGGAGGUCCGUGGCCCAACACCCUGGGUCUCACCCUUGGUGGUCGUACCAAAAUCUAGUGGUGAAAUCCGUGUCUGCGUAGACAUGCGCCAGGUAAAUACGGCUGUAAUACGAGAGCGGUAUCCCAUUCCCACAGUCGAAGAAAGCCUUCAGGAUCUCAAUGGAGCAGCUGUUUUUUCGAAAUUAGACCUGAAGUGGGGCUACCAUCAAAUUGAACUGGACGAGCAAUCCAGAGAAUUGACCACCUUUACUACUCAUGAUGGCUUGUACCGGUAUAAGCGUCUUAUGUUCGGGAUAUCCGCUGCUCCUGAGAUUUAUCAACAUGCUAUCCAACAAGUUCUACACGGUCUACCGGGGGUCAAGAACAUCUCGGAUGAUAUAAUUGUUUUCGGCAAGGACAAGUCAGAACAUGACAGAAAUCUGCAUGGAGUACUUGCUCGACUUCAAGAACGGGGACUUACGUUAAACAGUGCGAAAUGCAUGUUCAGUGUUUCUGAAAUAACUUUUUUGGCUUUGAUAUUUCUGCCCGUGGGAUUCGCCCGAACGCCCAGUCAGUCGAGGCUAUUUGUAAUGCCCCAACACCCACGAAUGCUUCAGAGGUUCGCAGUUUUCUGGGCCUAG